CGACGCUCGACAGCACGUCGUUGCGACAGACUUCAGGAUGGUGAAGUUCCUCAAGGCGAACAAGGUCGUCGUGGUCCUCAACGGCCGCUACGCGGGCAAGAAGGCCGUCAUCGUCAAGAACUACGACGAGGGCACCUCCUCCCGCCCGUACGGGCACGCGCUCGUCUGCGGUCUUAGCACGUAUCCCCGCAAGGUCACGAAGAAGCAGACGAAGAAGCAGCAGGACAAGCACUCGCGCGUGAAGACGUUCAUCAAGACGGUGAACUACAACCACCUCAUGCCGACGCGGUACACGCUGGACGUGGACCUGAAGACGACGGUGACCCCCGACGUUCUGGACAACGCGACGAAGAAGGUCGCGGCGAGGAAGGAGGCGAAGAAGGUUUUGGAGGAGCGGUUCAAGACGGGCAAGAGCCGGUGGUUCUUCACGCGCCUCGCGUUCUGAUCGUCGAUUUGCGUUGUUAGAACGGCGGGGAGGAUGGAGAAGAUAGCGGGUGCGACGAUUUGAUGACUUUCUUGUGAUGACGACGAUCGAUCAAAACGUCUCUACUU
Micromonas pusilla CCMP1545 is the source of this 552-nucleotide messenger RNA. RefSeq lists its product as uncharacterized. Gene Ontology annotation, biological process: translation. The record is from RefSeq and is a predicted model, not a curated record. Gene Ontology annotation, molecular function: structural constituent of ribosome. Gene Ontology annotation, cellular component: cytosolic large ribosomal subunit; ribosome. The coding region runs from base 38 to 445 and encodes 135 amino acids. NCBI's taxonomy places the organism in Eukaryota, Viridiplantae, Chlorophyta, Mamiellophyceae, Mamiellales, Mamiellaceae. The transcript has 3 exons.